AUGCAUAAGCCUUCGCUGGCCCAAAUAGUGCACAGCACAUUAUUUCCGCGCCCGCGCGCGAGUGACCCGGCUACAUUCUCAGCACAUAUUACCCGCAACCUGGUCCCCGAAGUUCGAGUCGAAACAUCCACAUUCUAUGGAUCGCUUGACUGCCCCGAGGCUCAGUAUCCGGGACUUGACUAUUCCUAUGGCCCACACCGCAUGAGGCUCGGUCGUUUCCCAUGGCACCGAAGACUGUUCCGGGCGUUUGACGAGCUUGGUCUUACGGAGACUGAGAUCUCUUCCCUCUGCCGCUGGGAGGGCACCAAAUCGGCUCGCGAGCGUUACGAGAAGGAAGAGGGAGUCAAAGUCCGCGAUACUACGGCAGACAAUAUUCGACCCGCUUCUCCUUCUCCCCUCCCAUCGAUCGAGGUCCACUACGAGGAUGAGACGGAGGAGGAAGAGGAUGAAUUCUUGCCAGAACCGGAAUACCCGGUGGUGACAUUCGAGACCGUGCGCUCUACCAGCAGCUUGAUCGAUGACCGGGGGAUCGAUUGCAUUGUGGAAGAGAAAGAGGAGGAAGAUUCAAGCGAUGACGAAAUGGAAAGCUGCGGAGUCGAGCUGAACCAUCGCCUCAUAGCGGCGACCGCAGCCCGCGAGCAGGGGGCAGACGUGUCACUGGACGAGGAUUGGGAGCAGUGGCUGAAGGAAGCCGGGGAGCGAGGGAGCUACACCGACGUGCUCAGUGCGAUCCGGAUGGGUCAGCCACUGGGUUACCUAUACGAUACGUCUCCUCCAAUGCCGCCCGUCGGAAGGGUCGGCGGUCGAUCAUCUGCCUCACUUUCAGAGCCAUUCGUUCUCCCCACCCCGUCCAUGCUGUCCAGCCGGGGUAUCCAGCGUUAUGCUCAUUCGUCGUCACGGACAGCCCGAUAG
Aspergillus luchuensis is the source of this 912-nucleotide messenger RNA. RefSeq lists its product as uncharacterized. The record is from RefSeq and is a predicted model, not a curated record. The coding region runs from base 1 to 912 and encodes 303 amino acids. Lineage: Eukaryota; Fungi; Ascomycota; Eurotiomycetes; Eurotiales; Aspergillaceae. The transcript has a single exon.